AUCUACCAUGGUCUCUUACAUUGCGAGUAUUGAUAUUCUGCGCUAUACUAAGUCGAAGUUUCAGUUGUUUGAAUAUUCAAGAAGGUAUUAACGUCGAGAUUUUUAAGCUGAAAAAACUUAUGAACGCUUUUUGGUGCAAGCGAGUAUGAACAAGCAAAAUUGGAAUAACGACGAAGAGUAUGAUCUUGUGAAUUUUCAGAAUUGCCUUUUCCGCAGAGUCAGAAUGACAUAUAUGCUUUUUGCACGAGUAAGAUUGAUGGAUCUUUUGUGGUUGGAAAUGCGCCGGUUAUUGAAAGCUUGAAUUUAACCCCGUAUUGUGAAGAGUAUAAAAGACUUGGCUUUGGUUCUGUACUUGAGGAACGUAUAGGGAGUAAAAGUGGAUCUUGGAGGCUUUCUAUGGUCAAUCUUUCGUACGCAGCCUGUCGAAGUUACCCGGCUGUUUUAGUGGUGCCACAACACGUGUCCGAUGACUCUUUGUUGCGCGUGUCUAAAAACCAUCGCCAUAUGCGUUUUCCUGUUGCGACGUGGAGACAUAAAGUCAACAAAUUCGCCGUUUUAUUGCGAUCUUCUGCCAUUGAACGAAGCUCUGUGGCAUCCAUCAUUCGCUCUGGUGUAGCUGCAAGUGGUGGAAGCACUGACGCAAUACGUUCAUCCAACGUGGAGCAAGAUAAAUAUUUAUCUGCCGUUGUGUCUUCAAAUCCUGUAUCGUGGAAUAAAGCGGAGGCGAAACAUCACUGGCAGCCAACGUCAGCAUGUCUAAAGCAACGAUGAAUCUACGAUCAAAUGACAAUGCAUCUAAAAGUGUUUCUGUUGUGGAUUCCGUUGACAAAGCAAUAUCUGAGCAAGGAUGGGAGCCUGCCGCACUGUACGUUUUUUAAUCUUUCUUGGUGACGUCAUAUGCUCAAGUAAUGUUAGAUCCAUACUACCGAACAAUUAAUGGUUUUAAAGUUUUAGUUGAAAAAGAAUGGUUGUCCUUUGGACAUCGUUUCUCACAUCGCUGUAAUCAUACACAUUCAACGCAAUCAAGUGGAUUCACGCCUGUUUUCUUGCAAUUUCUUGAUGGCGUCCAUCAGGUAUUACGUCAGUAUCCACUAUCCUUCGAAUUCAACGAGUAUUAUUUACAUUUCCUCGCCUAUCAUCAUGUCUCCAUGCGUUUUCGUACGUUUUUACUGGAUUCAGAGCACGAACGUGUGCAGAUGGGUUAGCUAUCAGUUGCUGAAAAGAAAGAUGCAAAGACUUCUAAAUCUCACAUAAAAAGUCUUUGGGAUUACAUCGACAUGCUACACAAAAAAUCAUCAUUAUUUUAUCAUUUUAAGUUUUCGAAAGAACAUUCUGAAAAGGUGCUUCGUCCUCAUUGCAACGUUGCCAAUCUAAAAUUAUGGAGUUAUUUUGUUUUGGAGAAUGUCUCCACUGGUCCAGAGUUUGAUCAAGAAGUUAUAAAUGAGACAGAAACUGCUGCCGAGGAAGGACAACAGAAGUUAGAAGACAAGUACGAUGCCUACAGAUACUGUCGAAGUGGUAUAUUUGGUGGAUCGGCUCAUUACGACAGUAGUAGCUGUGCAUGUCAUUUGUACGAGUAUAAUCGCAUCGAAGAAGAGGCUGACAAACACACAACUCGUUGGAAAAAAAUAUGGGAGCGUUUGGAACAGCCUAAAAUAACGAAAACGUUUUUAACAUACAACGAAGAACUUUCCAGAGUCCGUAGUGGUGUACUACACAAACGAGAUACGAUGGACAUAAUACUUGAGGGGAAACUUCAAAUCGAAGACUACAGUAACCAAGGUUUUUCACGACCUCAUUCAUUUGAACCUCACAGUUUUUUUACGCCAACCAACAGCGAUUUCUGUCUACAAGUGAUAUGGAAUAUUGGAAAAGGAGGAUUCAGAUGCACAGAAUGUGGAUACAACUGCCACGAGAAAUGCUUAUCACGUGUUCCUAAAACGUGUCCUAAUUACAAGAAUCUAAAAGACCAGAAUGAUAGCAUGCCAUCUACUAGUAACUUACAUGAGUCUCCAGGUAUAAACAAAUCUUCGAAAUUUUUGUGUGGGUAUCUAUGGAAACGAGGUGCUUUAUUCAAACAAUGGAAGCAACGGUAUUUUGUAUUGGAUACGGGAAGACAUCAGGUUGAUGGAUCUUUUGUGGUACGAAAUGCGCCGGUUAUUGAAAACUUGAAUUUAACCCUUUAUUGUGAAGAGUAUAAAAGACUUGGCUUUGGCUCUGUACUUGAGGAACGUAUAGGGAGUAAAAGUGGAUCUUGGAGGCUUUCUAUGGUCAAUCUUUCGUACGCAGCCUGUCGAAGUGGUGCCACCACACGUGACCGAUGACUCUUUGUUGCGCGUUUCUAAAAACCAUCGCCAUAUACGUUUUCCUGUUGCGACGUGGAGACAUAAAGUCAAUAAAUUCGCCGUUUUAUUGCGAUCUUCUGCCAUUGAACGAAGCUCUGUGGCAUCCAUCAUUCGCUCUGGUGUAGCUGCAAGUGGUGGAAGCACUGACGCAAUACGUUCAUCCAACGUGGAGCAAGAUAAAUAUUUAUCUGCCGUUGGUGCUUGUCCUCAUUGCAACGUUCCAAUCUAAAAUUAUGGAGUUAUUUUGUUUCGGAGAAUGUCUCCACUGGUCCAGAGUUUGAUCAAGAAGUCAUAAAUGAAACAGAAACUGCUGCCGAGGAAGGACAACAGAAGUUAGAAGACAAGUACGAUGCCAACAGACGCUGUCGAAGUGGUAUAUUUGGUGGAUCGGUUCAUUACGACAGUAGUAGCUGCGCAUAUCAUUUGUACGAAUAUAAUCGCAUCGAAGAAGAGGCUGACAAACACGCAACUCGUUGGAAAAAAUUAUGGGAGCGUUUGGAACAGCCUAAAAUAACGAAAACGUUUUUAACAUACAAUGAAGAAAUUUCUAGAGUCCGUAGUGGUGUACUACACAAACGAGAUACAAUGGACAUAAUACUUGAGGGGAAACUUCAAAUCGAAGACUACAGUAAUCAAGGUUUUUCACGACCUCAUUCAUUUGAACCUCACAGUUUCUUUACGCCAACCAACUG
Messenger RNA from Xenia sp. Carnegie-2017, 3037 nucleotides. RefSeq lists its product as uncharacterized. Gene Ontology annotation, molecular function: protein serine/threonine kinase activity; ATP binding. The transcript has 18 exons. NCBI's taxonomy places the organism in Eukaryota, Metazoa, Cnidaria, Anthozoa, Malacalcyonacea, Xeniidae. The record is from RefSeq and is a predicted model, not a curated record. Gene Ontology annotation, biological process: protein phosphorylation. The coding region runs from base 1278 to 2324 and encodes 348 amino acids.